This is a messenger RNA of Drosophila eugracilis, 749 nucleotides long. Its product is annotated as techylectin-5B-like. The record is from RefSeq and is a predicted model, not a curated record. NCBI's taxonomy places the organism in Eukaryota, Metazoa, Arthropoda, Insecta, Diptera, Drosophilidae. The coding region runs from base 32 to 667 and encodes 211 amino acids. The transcript has 4 exons.
AUUUUCAUGUGUAGACAUUUUAAAUGCUGGAAUGAAACAAUCUGGAGUAUUUUAUUUACAAAUUCGCGGUACAACAUAUUGGUUCUUAAAGGUGUAUUGUGAUCAAGAAACCACCGAUGGAGGAUGGACGGUGAUUCAAAAGCGCGAUGAUUUUGGAGAUCCUCGGGAAAACUUUAACAGAGAUUGGGCAGAUUAUAAAAACGGAUUUGGUGAGCCCGGCAAAGACUUUUGGCUUGGGAAUGAGAACAUAUAUAUGUUGACAAAUAACGAGGAAUAUUCAUUACGAGUAGAACUUGAAGAUUUUGAAGGAAACAAACGUUAUGCCCAGUAUUCACAUUUUAAAGUACACUCAGAGGCAGAUUAUUAUAAACUUGAAAUAGACGGAUAUGAAGGCAAUGCUGGAGAUUCGUUAAAUGACCCUUGGUAUGGAUCAAACAAUAGUCCAUUUUCGACCUACAAUAAAGACAAUGAUCGAAGCUCGCUUAACUGUGCAAGCAUGUUAAAGGGUGGCUGGUGGUGGAAAUCCUGUGGACGCGGUCUGAAUGGUCUUUAUCUUCAUGAUCCCCAAGACUUAACGGCUCGGCAAGGAAUUGUAUGGUUUCGUUGGAGGGGUUGGGAUUACACAUUAAAAAAGUCCACAAUGAUGAUUCGCCCUAAGGCACCAUAACAACAUAUAUUGUCUGGAAUGUCAAAUUUAUAAAUUGUUGUUACUUUUUUAUAUUUAAAUUUAAAGGCAUGAUUAAUAUAUA